Phascolarctos cinereus (koala) is the source of this 7293-nucleotide messenger RNA. RefSeq names its product ATP binding cassette subfamily C member 9 (gene ABCC9). Lineage: Eukaryota; Metazoa; Chordata; Mammalia; Diprotodontia; Phascolarctidae. Gene Ontology annotation, molecular function: ATP binding; ATP hydrolysis activity; sulfonylurea receptor activity. Gene Ontology annotation, biological process: transmembrane transport; potassium ion transport. Gene Ontology annotation, cellular component: membrane. The record is from RefSeq and is a predicted model, not a curated record.
UGUCUCUCGUUCCAUUUCCUGCCUCUGAAGCAACAGUGUCUGUCUGGGCGAGAGAGCACUUCGUGCGAUUUAGAAACUCGAUAGGAGGCAGCAGCUGAUUUCAGACCACCCUAAAAAUAAUUCGCGGCCAGGCUCUACGUGCUUCAUUCGUAAAGGCAAACUCUACCACCCGAGUUAAUUCUCCUAUAGUAAGAGGGCAACACGGGCUCUUAAAAAUUCUUUUAAGACUAAAGGAAAAUCAACAAGAAAAAAUGAGCCUUUCUUUUUGUGGUAACAACAUUUCUUCUUAUGACAUCAAGGAAGGUGUAUUACAAAAUGCCUGUUUUGUGGAUGCCCUUAACCUGGUCCCUCAUGUCUUCCUGUUAUUUAUUACUUUUCCAAUAUUGUUCAUUGGGUGGGGAAGUCAAAGUUCGAAAGUACAAAUUCAUCACAACACAUGGCUUCAUUUCCCUGGACAUAACCUGAGAUGGAUUCUUACAUUUGCUCUCCUAUUUGUACAUGUUUGUGAAAUAGCGGAGGGCAUUGUUUCUGAUGCACACAUGGAAUCUCGUCACCUUCAUCUCUUCAUGCCUGCUGUCAUGGGAUUUGUGGCCACUACUACAUCAAUAGUUUAUUAUCACAAUAUUGAAACAUCAAACUUUCCUAAGUUGCUUUUAGCCCUCUUUCUUUAUUGGGUCAUGGCCUUUAUCACAAAAACAAUAAAAUUAAUUAAGUACUGUCAGCUCGGUUUGGGAGUAUCUGAACUUCUUUGCAUCACGGGAAUGAUGGUUAUCCUCAAUGGAUUAUUGAUGGCUGUGGAGAUCAAUGUCAUUCGAGUUAGGAGAUACGUAUUUUUUAUGAAGCCUCAAAAAGUAAAGCCUCCUGAAGACCUUCAAGAUCUAGGUGUCAGAUUUCUUCAACCAUUUGUGAAUUUGCUUUCAAAGGCCACAUAUUGGUGGAUGAACACACUUAUUAUAUCAGCUCACAAAAAGCCCAUUGAUUUGAAAGCAAUUGGAAAACUACCUAUAGCAAUGAGGGCAAUGACAAAUUAUGUUUGCCUAAAGGAUGCAUAUGAAGAGCAAAAGAAAAAAGCAGCAGACCAUCCCAAGAGAACUCCUUCUAUAUGGUUCGCAAUGUACAAGGCCUUCGGGCGACCAAUCUUGCUGAGCAGCACAUUCCGCUAUCUGGCUGACCUGUUGGGUUUUGCUGGACCUCUCUGUAUUUCUGGAAUAGUUCAGCGUGUAAAUGACACUAUGGGAUCAAUAAAUACAACAGAUAGACAUUCAGGUUCACUUACCUCAAAGGAAUUCCUUGAAAAUGCUUAUGUGUUAGCUGUUCUUCUAUUCUUGGCCCUGAUUCUACAAAGAACAUUUUUACAGGCCUCCUACUAUGUCACCAUAGAAACUGGCAUUAAUCUUCGUGGAGCUUUGCUGGCUAUGAUAUACAAUAAGAUCCUGAGGCUUUCUACAUCCAAUUUGUCCAUGGGUGAGAUGACUCUGGGACAAAUUAAUAACUUGGUUGCCAUAGAAACUAAUCAGCUCAUGUGGUUCUUGUUCCUGUGUCCUAAUCUAUGGGCCAUGCCUGUUCAGAUCAUAAUGGGAGUGAUUCUGCUCUAUAACUUACUUGGAUUAAGUGCGCUGGUCGGUGCAGCUGUCAUAGUGUUACUCGCGCCAAUUCAGUACUUCAUAGCUACAAAGUUGGCUGAGGCUCAGAAGAGCACUCUGGAUUAUUCUACUGAAAGGUUGAAGAAAACAAAUGAGAUACUAAAAGGCAUCAAGCUUUUAAAGCUGUAUGCCUGGGAGCACAUAUUUUGCAAAAGUGUAGAGGAAACAAGAAUGAAGGAGCUUACCAGUCUCAAAACCUUUGCACUUUACACAUCACUUUCCAUUUUUAUGAAUGCAGCAAUCCCCAUAGCAGCUGUUCUUGCAACCUUUGUGACACAUGCUUAUACAAGUAAGAAAUUGUUAAAACCAGCAGAGGCCUUCGCUUCUUUGUCACUCUUUCAUAUCCUGGUCACGCCGCUAUUCCUGCUCUCCACAGUGGUCAGAUUUGCAGUCAAAGCCAUUAUCAGUGUUCAGAAGCUGAAUGAGUUUCUCUUAAGUGAUGAGAUUGGUGAUGACAGCUGGAGAAGUGGUGAAGGUUCUGUAACUUUUGAGUCUUGUAAGAAACACACUGGAGUACAAACUAAAACUAUAAACAGGAAACAGCCUGGAAGAUAUAACCUGGACAGCUAUGAACAAUCAAUUAGACGAAUUCGUCCAGCAGAGACUGAAGAUAUUGCAAUUAAGGUGACAAAUGGGUAUUUUUCAUGGGGGAGUGGUUUAGCCACAUUAUCCAACAUAGAUAUUCGAAUCCCAACAGGUCAACUGACAAUGAUUGUGGGUCAGGUAGGCUGUGGAAAAUCUUCUCUGCUCCUUGCAAUACUUGGUGAAAUGCAGACAUUGGAAGGAAAAGUUCAUUGGAGCAAUGUAAAUGAAUCAGAGCCUUCUUUUGAAGCAGUCAGAAGUAGGAACAGGCACUCUGUGGCCUAUGCAGCUCAGAAACCCUGGUUAUUGAAUGCUACAGUAGAGGAAAAUAUUACUUUUGGGAGUCCUUUCAAUAAACAAAGGUACAAAGCUGUCACUGAUGCCUGCUCUCUUCAGCCAGAUAUUGAUUUGUUGCCAUUUGGUGACCAAACUGAAAUUGGAGAAAGGGGGAUUAACUUAAGUGGAGGCCAAAGACAAAGAAUCUGCGUAGCCCGAGCUCUCUAUCAAAACACUAACGUUGUCUUCUUGGAUGACCCAUUCUCUGCACUGGAUAUUCAUUUGAGUGAUCAUUUGAUGCAGGAAGGGAUUUUGAAAUUUCUCCAAGAGGACAAGAGGACACUUGUUCUUGUAACCCACAAAUUACAGUACCUGACACAUGCUGACUGGAUCAUAGCCAUGAAGGAUGGUAAUGUGCUAAGGGAAGGAACUUUGAAGGAUAUUCAAAACAAAGAUGUUGAGCUUUAUGAACACUGGAAAACACUUAUGAAUCGCCAAGACCAAGAAUUAGAAAAGGAUAUGGAGGCUGACCAAACAACCUUGGAAAGAAAAACUCUCAGAAGAGCUAUGUACUCAAGAGAAGCCAAAGCACAAAUGGAAGAUGAAGAUGAAGAGGAAGAAGAGGAGGAAGAUGAAGAUGAUAACAUGUCCACAGUAUUGAGGCUCAGGACUAAAAUGCCAUGGAAGACUUGCUGGAGAUACUUGACUUCUGGAGGAUUCUUCUUCCUUUUUUUGAUGAUUUUUUCCAAGCUCCUGAAGCAUUCGGUUAUUGUAGCUAUAGACUACUGGCUAGCUACAUGGACAUCUGAACUGAAUGGAAAGGAUAGUAUAAGUGAUUAUCAGUCUUAUUAUGUGGCUGGAUUUACAAUCCUUUGUGGAACAGGUAUUUUCCUUUGCCUUGUUACAUCUCUCACUGUAGAAUGGAUGGGCCUCACAGCUGCCAAAAAUCUUCACCACAACCUUCUUAAUAAGAUCAUUCUUGGACCAAUCAGGUUCUUUGAUACAACACCCUUGGGGCUAAUCCUAAAUCGUUUUUCAGCUGACACAAAUAUCAUUGACCAGCACAUCCCUCCUACCCUGGAGUCUUUAACCCGCUCAACUUUACUCUGCCUAUCUGCCAUUGGGAUGAUCUCAUAUGCUACUCCUGUAUUCCUGGUUGCUCUUGUACCUCUUGGGAUUGCCUUUUACUUCAUUCAGAAAUAUUUCCGUGUGGCCUCUAAGGAUCUCCAAGAACUUGAUGACAGCACUCAGCUGCCUCUGCUUUGCCACUUUUCAGAAACUGCUGAAGGCCUCACCACCAUUCGAGCUUUUCGGCAUGAAACCAGAUUUAAGCAACGCAUGCUAGAGCUGACAGACACAAACAACAUAGCCUAUUUAUUUCUCUCAGCUGCCAACAGAUGGCUGGAGGUCAGGACGGAUUAUCUGGGAGCAUGCAUUGUUCUCACUGCAGCUGUUGCAUCUAUUGCAUCAUAACUGACUUCUUAUUCUGGUCUGGUGGGACUGGGCCUCUUGUAUGCACUUACGAUAACCAACUAUUUGAAUUGGGUUGUGAGAAACUUGGCUGAUUUGGAGGUCCAAAUGGGAGCUGUAAAAAAAGUGAACAGUUUCUUGACAAUGGAAUCUGAAAACUAUGAAGGAGCAAUGGAUCCAUCUCAAGUUCCAGAACACUGGCCACAGGAAGGAGAAAUCAAAAUUCAUGAUCUGUGUGUCAGAUAUGAAAAUAAUCUCAAACCAGUUCUUAAACAUGUCAAGGCUUAUAUCAAACCAGGGCAAAAGGUUGGCAUAUGUGGCCGUACUGGCAGUGGAAAGUCAUCAUUAUCACUGGCUUUCUUCAGAAUGGUGGAUAUCUUUGAUGGAAAGAUUGUCAUUGAUGGGAUAGACAUUUCUAAACUCCCACUGCACACUCUACGUUCCAGACUUUCAAUCAUUCUACAAGAUCCAGUACUAUUCAGUGGUUCUAUUCGAUUUAAUUUAGAUCCUGAAUGUAAAUGUACUGAUGAUAGACUUUGGGAAGCUCUAGAAAUUGCUCAACUAAAGAAUAUGGUUAAAUCACUUCCAGGAGGUCUGGAUGCGGUUGUCACUGAAGGUGGAGAAAAUUUUAGUGUGGGACAAAGGCAGCUGUUUUGCCUUGCCAGAGCGUUUGUCCGGAAGAGCAGCAUUCUCAUCAUGGAUGAAGCCACAGCUUCUAUUGAUAUGGCUACAGAAAAUAUUUUGCAAAAAGUGGUAAUGACAGCCUUUGCAGACCGCACAGUUGUAACAAUUGCUCAUCGCGUUCACACUAUCCUGACAGCAGACCUGGUCAUUGUGAUGAGGCGAGGGAAUAUUUUAGAAUACGACACCCCAGAAAGCCUCUUGGCGCAGGAAGAUGGUGUAUUUGCUUCUUUUGUUCGGGCAGACAUGUGAAAGGGUGUCUGAAUACGAUUUACAUCGUUAAAACAAAAUGUUACAACUGUUGUCUGUUUAAUGGAAUAUCUUUUCUAGUCUCUGGGAAGAAGUGUCAUUUUAGCUUUUCUGAAUUUGUAGCUUUGGAAGAGUCCUUCCCAUAUGAAUGACAUCUUGAAAAUAAAAAAUAUCACUUCACCAAAGAGCAUACACAUGUUCCCAGCGCUAGUUUUCCUAAUGUUUUUAUGUUUCUCCCAGAUAUUAAUUACUUCUUGUUGUUUCACUGUCAAUAUAGCAAUGAUCAGAGGGCCUUAACUCUGAGAAUGGCAGAUUAUAUUAGAAUGGUUAGGAUACUUAGGAGGGUAGGGUUACAAAGUCAUGCUUUGAUCUAACCUCAAGGUUUGUAGUUAUUUGCAGUGGAUGCUCAGCAAUAUAACCAUUUUAUUUGUAUUAAUGUAUUUUCAUAAACACUGAUCACAAAGCAGUCAUACAUUGUUAUUGAUGUCUUCAGAAGAGUGAGGGAGAAAAAAAGAAUUCACUCUAUAUGUUGUACUUUUACUACAAUCCUUAGACCUAUAUGAAUAGUUCUAGUCUUAAGUCUCUUAUCUCUUGUUUUGUCCUGUUAGAAAUAAGUCAUCAAACCUGUAGUAAAUACUAAAUCACACUCUAAUUUAGCAAUUCUUAUUCAAACUACUGAAGGAUUUGAAAAACAAUAUUCAAUCUUCAAUCCAUCUACAAUUAGCAAGAAGAGAGUUUAAUACACCAAUAAUACUUUCUUCUUCAAUACUGUAAGUUUCUUGAGGUUAGGCAUCUUCAUAUCCCCUAUAGCACCUAGAAUAAUUCUUCACACUUAGCAAAUGUUUAAUAAAUGUUUGUUAGACAAGUGAAUUUUACCUUAUAUAACUAGAAGUCACAGGUUCAAAUGUUAACUAGGGUAAAAAGAAAUCCUUAUUCAUCUAGUGAUAGACAGGUUGCGUACUCUACAUGUUAUACCCUCUCACCUGUGAGCCCCAGAGCACUACCUUAGAUUUGAAGCAUUUUGUGGGUAUGCACUUAAAGACGUAGCUCAUUACUCUCCAUUGAUGUGGUUAAUUUUACAGAUAGGCAGACACCACAUUAGCUUAAAAUAAAAGACAUUUAAUCAAACAAAGUGAGACAAGAACAAGUUCUCUUAAGUACACAUAGGGUAUGUUCUUCUACAGGUGUGCCACACCUGCAAAAAGCAGGUGUUGGUAGUGACACACAUACAUACAUGGCUAGGAAUCUUGCAUGGAGAUCACACUAAUAAGGAUCCAGAUGUCAGGGACACAUGCAGAGCUGGGACAACUGAACACUUCCAACACUGAAGAGUACAGAAGUCAUCUGGUGAUGUUAUUACACGGCUCUCUGCUAGGUGUCAUGUCUCUGUGCUGGACAUCAUAUUUUCACUUUCAAGCUGUCUCUGGUGGGUGUGUUGUGUUGUUCAUCAAGUUAUUAUCUUCUACCGUCUUCUGGGUUUCAACAACCUAGACUCUUCAAGGCUACCCACUGUUUACUACUAUCCUAGCCUGAAAUGGAAUGUCUAGAUGGCUUCUUCCUGACAGAGUAAGCUAUAUUUCUAUUCAUGCACAAUCUGUGGCUGAUUGUGAACCAAAACAGACAGAUUAGCAGCAGCCAAUAAAAGCUAACACAAUACUUCAAACUGAAAUGGUCUAUCAUUUUUAUUAUUUACAUCUGAGGUUGAUUCAAAGUCUUUGGUAUCAAACAACUGUCUGACUUAGGGUUAAUAAAUGACUUCUAACUCCUGUUACCUUUCUAACUGUGAGCUUGUGUCCCUAAGAUCCGCUUUAGGGAUUCUGCUAGAAAAAAAACAAACAAAAACCAGGUACUGUAUGGAGGCCUAUGUACUGAGAUGAGCUUCAUUCCCACUUUGGCAUGCCAGUGAAAUUAGGGUAGGAACAAAAACUAAUCGAAGGAGCUAAAGCCAUCACUCCCCAUCCCUAGUCUACAUCCCUGCCCUUAUUGUGUAUAUCUGCCAGGAACAAAACCUCAUUGGUCCUCUUUUGUUUACUUCUCUUCAGCAAAGAAGUGCUCUAAAUAUAUAGACUACAUCAUAGUCUUCCAUUUGGGACUCAGAACAUUGAAAUUCUCUAGAGUGUCAGUAUAUUCAAAAUUCAAAAAUAUUUGUUAAACAUUAUUUGCCAUAGUUAUUUGUGUUCAGUCUAAGUGGAAUUUUUUUUUAUUCUAUAUAGAAAUGUCUAAUAAUGCUGACAGAACUUUGUCUUUGGCUCAUCUUGUCCAAAUCUCAUUUUAAUGAGUAUGUUAAAAGUGUAUAAAAAUGUCUUCACACUUUAGCUACCUGCAUAAUGUUUUUCUAUUGUUGAAACCUAAAAGCAUAAAAUGAAAUAUAAUAAAACCUGAUUUAAAUAGG